Daldinia childiae is the source of this 1638-nucleotide messenger RNA. RefSeq names its product 25-hydroxycholesterol 7-alpha-hydroxylase. The record is from RefSeq and is a predicted model, not a curated record. The transcript has a single exon. The coding region runs from base 1 to 1638 and encodes 545 amino acids. NCBI's taxonomy places the organism in Eukaryota, Fungi, Ascomycota, Sordariomycetes, Xylariales, Hypoxylaceae. Gene Ontology annotation, molecular function: oxidoreductase activity, acting on paired donors, with incorporation or reduction of molecular oxygen; monooxygenase activity; iron ion binding.
AUGGCGUUCAGUGAAAUCGCCCCAGACUGGUGGCCCUUCUCACCCGGCACCACGGCCAUCGUCGCCGCCAUCACCGUCUACUUCAUCGCAUACCAACUAUCAUCGCGGAAGAUCGACCCGCGCGAACCCCCAGUCAUCGCGCCCGCCAUCCCCCUGAUCGGACACCUGCUAGGCAUGGCGCUGCUAGGUGGUCGAUACAUCAAGAACCUCGGCAUCCGCAACCAGCAGCUGCCCAUCUUCACCCUGCCCGUGCCCGGGUCGCGCAUCUACAUCGUCACGGACCCGUCCCUAGCAGCCGCCGUCCAGCGCGCGUCCAGGGUUCUAUCUUUCAACCCCGUCGUGCCCGAGGUCACCCAGCGCGUGCUCGGCCUCGACGACGCCACCGUCGAGAUCACCCGCAAGAACCUCGACCCCGGCCCCGGCGGCGAGCGCGGCUUUCUGCCCGACAUCCAGGACAUGGUUUCCGCCUGGCUCGGCCCCGGCGAUUACCUGAGCGAGUUGAGCCUGGACGCCGCCGCGGAGAUGAAAAAUGAGAUUGCAGCGUUUGCAUCAUCUCCCACCUUGAACCAUGGUGCCACGGAUCUGCUCUCCUGGGUGCGUCACCUCGUCACCUUGUCGACGGCACGAUACCUCUACGGGCCGGAGAACCCCAUUGCGCUGGAACCGGCGCUGGAGGGCUCCUUCUGGGACUUCGAUCACGGGCUGGGCUCGCUGCUCAUGAACAUCGUGCCGUCUGUCACCGCGCGACGGGCCUACACGGGCCGGGAGAAGCUAUCAGCAGCGUUACUCGCGUAUCUCGAGGCGGGGCGACACAAAUCCUCCGGGUCCAAGAUCGUCCAGAAGCGCGUGGACAUUGCGCUCGAGCACGGGUGGGCAAUGCCCGCCAUCGCGCGCGAGGAGCUGUCGUUCCUAUUCGCCGGCAUCGUCAACGCGACGACCUCGACGUUCUGGAUCCUACUACACCUAUACGCAGACCCGACGCUCCUCGCCACCGUGCGCCAGGAACUCGAGUCCGUCCUCUCAGCACGCACCGACAAGCCAAGCUACAACCUAUGCGUCGCCGAUCUUCGGGACAAGUGUCCCGUUCUCGUGGCCGUGUACCGCGAGUGUCUGCGCCUAGGAUCAGACACGUACUCGACGCGCAUAGUAAAGGAAGACCAUGUCCUCGCAAACCAGUACUUCCUAAAAAAGAAUGCAGUCGUCCAGAUCGCGGGCGGCGUGAUCCACGCGGACCAGCGGAUCUGGGGCGCGGACGUCUUCGAUUUCAACCCCAGGCGGUUCCUCGACAAGACCAACAGCAACUCCGACGCCGAGGCUCUGAACCCCGAAGCUAGUUCUAAGCCUCGACAGAAGCAGAGCAGCGCGUUCCAUCCGGCGGCGUUCCGCGCUUUCGGCGGAGGCAAGACGCUAUGUCCCGGCCGCCACUUUGCUAUGAAUGAGAUUCUGGCUUUUGUUGCAUUGGUAGUACUGCAGUUCGAUAUGAAGCCUGCUCGUGGCGGCAAGAUCGAAGUGCCAGCGAAGAACGACGGCGUCUUGCCUGUACAUAUCCUAGAGCCAGCGCGUCCUGUCAAAGUCGUGAUAUCGAAACGCGAAGAUGGAUUUGCGCAAGAUGGGUUAGAUGUUGAGUUUUCUAUGUGA